This is a messenger RNA of Aplosporella prunicola CBS 121167, 2595 nucleotides long. RefSeq names its product glycosyltransferase family 3 protein. The record is from RefSeq and is a predicted model, not a curated record. Lineage: Eukaryota; Fungi; Ascomycota; Dothideomycetes; Botryosphaeriales; Aplosporellaceae. The coding region runs from base 152 to 2272 and encodes 706 amino acids. Gene Ontology annotation, molecular function: alpha-1,4-glucan glucosyltransferase (UDP-glucose donor) activity. The transcript has 6 exons. Gene Ontology annotation, biological process: glycogen biosynthetic process. Gene Ontology annotation, cellular component: cytoplasm.
CAACGCUCGUGCCCUUUGCCGAGAAAGUACAUCAACAUCCUCUUCCCUGCGUCAGAGGCUUCGCUCUUGUCUUUUUGUCGCUCCACUCCCACCCAAUUCUCUUUGUCUCUCGCCGCCCGACGCCUCCCCCUCCCCUCUGCACACGCCCGUCAUGACAGACCAGCCCCAGCCACGAGAUGUCACGAAUCACAUACUCUUCGAGGUGGCGACCGAGGUCGCAAACAGAGUUGGUGGCAUCUACUCCGUCUUGAAAUCCAAGGCGCAGGUCACGACAGCAGAGUAUGGCGCGGCCUAUACGCUCUUGGGUCCCCUCAACCGGAAUUCCGCAAAUGUUGAGGUGGAAGAACUCGUCCCCAGGGAUCCGGCUUUGAUCGAGACCAUCAAGUCGAUGAAUGAUCGCGGCAUCGCUACACUCUACGGUCGAUGGUUGAUUGAUGGCGCGCCUCGCGUUCUGCUUUUUGACACGGGCACCGCGUACAAAUUUCUCGACGAAUGGAAGGGCGACCUCUGGACCGUAGCCGGCAUUCCGUCACCGCCAGGUGACUCGGAGACGAACGAGGCGAUUGUCUUCGGUUAUCUUAUUGCUUGGUUCCUGGGAGAGUACGCCGCUCAGGAGAAGAAGCGCGCAAUUGUUGUUCAGUUCCACGAAUGGCUUGCUGGUGUGGCGCUGCCCUUGUGCAAGAAGAGGCGUAUCGACGUGACCACAAUCUUCACGACACACGCGACGCUGCUUGGUCGGUAUCUCUGCGCUGGUUCGGUCGAUUUCUACAACAACCUACAAUACUUUGAUGUGGAUGCCGAGGCGGGCAAGCGCGGUAUCUAUCACAGAUACUGCAUUGAGAGGGGCGCCGCACACUCCGCUGAUGUGUUUACGACUGUUUCACACAUUACAGCGUACGAGAGCGAGCACUUGCUGAAGCGGAAGCCAGACGGCGUUUUGCCAAACGGUCUCAACGUCAAGAAGUUCUCCGCCACUCACGAGUUCCAAAACUUGCAUCAACAGGCCAAGUCGAAGAUCAAUGACUUCGUCCGCGGUCAUUUCUACGGACACAACGACUUCGAUCCGGAGAACACUUUAUACUUCUUCACGGCUGGUCGCUAUGAGUACAGGAACAAGGGCGUGGACAUGUUCAUCGAGUCGUUGGCUCGGCUGAACCAUCGCAUGAAGAGCACAGGCUCGAACAUGACUGUGGUCGCGUUCAUUAUCAUGCCAGCACAAACACAGUCGCUAACCGUAGAGGCACUCAAGGGGCAAGCAGUCAUCAAGUCUCUGCAUGACACGGUUAACGUCAUCUCGCAGAAUGUUGGCAAGAAGCUCUUCGAGCGCUCUCUGGCAUGGCACGAGGGUGCGGAGCUUCCUGAAGACAAAGAGCUUUUGAGUGCGGCCGACAAGAUCAUGCUCCGUCGGCGACUGUUCGCCAUGAAGCGUCACAGCCUCCCACCUAUCGUUACGCACAACAUGAUCAACGAUCAUGACGACCCGAUCCUCAACCAGAUCCGUCGGUGCCAACUGUUCAACCACCCGUCUGACCGUGUCAAGAUUGUCUUCCACCCCGAGUUUCUGAAUUCCGCCAACCCCGUCUUGCCCCUGGACUAUGACGACUUCGUCCGCGGUACGCAUCUCGGUGUCUUCUCUUCUUACUACGAGCCUUGGGGCUACACGCCUGCCGAGUGCACCGUGAUGGGUGUCCCGAGUAUCACGACGAAUUUGUCCGGUUUCGGCUGCUACAUGGAGGAAUUAAUUGAGAACGCGCAGGACUACGGUAUCUACAUCGUCGACCGCCGGAUGAAGGGAGUUGAUGACUCUGUCAAUCAGCUGUCUGAGUUCAUGUUCGAGUUCUCUAAGAAGAGCAGGCGUCAACGUAUCAACCAGCGCAACAGGACUGAGAGGUUGAGUGACCUGCUUGACUGGAAGAGGAUGGGCAUGGAGUACGUCAAGGCCCGUCAGCUGGCGCUUCGGAGGGCUUACCCGGAUGCUUACGAUGGCGAGGCUGAGCCGGAUUUCUUCGGAUCAGCCGAGGUCAAGAUCACUCGCCCACUCUCGGAACCCGGAUCUCCCAGGGACCGCUCCGGCAUGAUGACACCCGGAGACUUUGCUUCGCUGCAAGAGGGUAGGGAGGGUCUUUCCACAGAGGACUACAUCGCAUGGAAGUUGCCUGAGGAGGAAGAUCCCGACGAAUACCCGUUCCCUCUCACGCUGAAGACGAAGGCCAAGCACGCCGAUGGAGUGUCGCCCGGCAUGUCUCCCGCAGGCGCAAACGGGACUUCAUAAUGGCGCAAUGCGAUGACCGCGGAAGCCGCGGCAGCCAUUUAGCGUGAGGGGUAGUUUUGGACCCUGCAUGUCGAGAGAUGGGUCUCUCCACCGGUGAGCUUGAAGAAGGCUUGGCGAAACGUGUUGCGGCGGGGUCAAGCGUCGAAUUGGACCAUAGCAUGCUGCAUAAUCAUGAGUUUCGAUGUUUCUUCCUAGCACCUACAACGUACGACCAGUGAGCUUUUGGUGAUUUUGCUAUUGGGUUUCGGGGUACAUAUGUAUAAAAAAAAAUAGCGAGAGUGAGCAUUCGUAGGCGAUGAGGUCUCGGGCGAGCGGCUGAGCAC